UGAGACGGAGGAAAAUGCAUGACGAGAUUUGUAUUACCGCAACAAGACGGGGGUGGGUGGAGCCUUCCCUGUUGCAGAAAAAACGUCGGAGGGGGGGAAAGUUGUCUUUAAAUCCCGGCCUGGUCGUCGGAGCAAAGUAAUUCACGUCGAAACAAACCCAUUCGCGCCAGGUGCUCGCUGCUCGCGCUCCCCUUCCUGACACGAGCGGCCGCACCGGUUACUAUUGGCAGCGCCGGGCUAGGGUUCUGAAUCGGAACCUUGAGACCUGAAAUCAGAACCUUGAGAACUGAAAUCGGAACCUUGAGACAAGCGUCUACGUUCGAAGUGAGCAGCCGUGGCCUCUCGCACACCCGGGCAGUCGACAACACUUGGGGCGGCUGCGCUGCGCUACACUGCAACCCUCAGCAGCGCCGCAAGAAGGCAGGCAGGCAGGCAUCGACCCUCGGCUAACACCAGUCUUCCUUUUUGGAGGGUGGGAAAAAAAGGGACUUAGGCACGUUGUGGAACGAAGCAAAGGAGCCAAGUCUUAGUAAUGGCAGUAGUAGCUCUGGAAGCGGGGCGCUGGGCGCUUGUCGCGAUUCUGCUCUGGGUCUCCCGUUGUUCUGGUUUUAACUUGGAUAUCAGCCCGUCUGUUUACUCCGGACCCCCGGGCAGUUACUUCGGAUUUGCUGUCGACUUCUUCACACCUGCCCCGUCACAAGUGAACAUUUUAGUUGGAGCCCCAAAGGCAAAUACUUCUCAGCCAGACGUAGUCGAAGGUGGAGCAGUGUACAAGUGCCCCUGGAAGAAGGGAGACACCAGCUGCGAGCAGUUCCCAUUUGACAACACAGGUAACAGAUUUUUAAGCAAGGAUGAUAUGAUGGAAUUCAAAUCCCACCAAUGGUUUGGAGCAUCAGUGAGAACUCAAGGUGAUAAAAUUCUGGCUUGUGCACCCCGUUACCACUGGAGAACAUUAAAUCGGCCUGAACGUGAACCAGUGGGGACCUGUUACCUUGCCGACGGGGAUAAGGUAGUGGAAUAUUCACCGUGUCGAACAGCCAAAAGUGAAGCUGAUGGCCAAGGCUUUUGCCAGGGAGGUUUCAGCAUUGACUUUACAACGGCAGGCAGAGUGGUUCUUGGGGGACCAGGCAGUUUUUACUGGCAAGGGCAGUUAAUCUCCGAUGAGAUUAAGGACAUCGUCACAAUGUACAAUUCUUCAGUGUUUAUCUCACAAUUUCCGAAUCAAGUCUCGACACGUGGGGCUAACGCUGUAUUUGAUGACAGCUACCUUGGCUAUUCAGUUGCUGUUGGAAACUUUAACAAUGAUUUGGUGGAAGAUUUUGUUACUGGUAUUCCAAGAGGAGCAAAGUCCCUGGGCUAUGUGGCUAUUUUAAAUGGAGUUAACAUGCAAUCGCUUCACAAUUUCUCUGGGGAGCAGAUGGCUGCAUACUUUGGUUACUCUGUUGCUGUUACUGAUAUCAACAGUGAUGGAUUUGAUGACCUUUUGGUUGGAGCACCGCUUUUUAUGGUUCGUGGUUCUGAUGGAAAAUAUCGAGAAGUGGGACAAGUACAUAUUUAUUUUCAGGAUGCGCCAACUAGUUUUAAAAAUGCUUUGAAGCUGACAGGCACAGAGACCUAUGCCAGAUUUGGGUCUUCAAUUGCACCUUUGGGAGAUCUCGAUCAGGAUGGUUACAAUGAUGUUGCAAUAGGAAUUCCUUAUGGAGGGGAAGACCAUAAAGGCCUGGUUUACAUUUACAAUGGGAAAUCCUCUGGUUUAAAUCCUCAUCCUUCUCAGAUGUUAGUAGGACAGUGGGCUUCUGACAGCAUGCCUGCCAGUUUUGGUUAUGCCAUGCAUGGCGCUGUUGACGUUGACACAAAUGGAUAUCCAGAUUUAAUCGUGGGAGCUUUUGGUGUUGACAAAGCAGCAGUUUACAGAGCCCGACCAGUAAUCCUUGUGAAUGCUUCAUUAGAAGUCAAUCCAUCGGUGCUGAAUCCAGAGAAUAAAAACUGUACACGCAGAGACAAUGUCAUGGUGUCCUGUUUCAAAGUUACGUUUUGCUUAAGUGCCUUUGGAAAAAGAGCCACAAGUUUCUUGGACUUUAAUGUGGUAUUGCAGUUGGACAAGCUGAAGCAGAAGGGUGCCAUCAAGAGAGCAAUAUUUAUUCACAGUUCCCUUUCUUCAUAUGAGAAGAAAAUGAAAGUGGAAAAUAAUCGAAGAAAAGUUUGUGAAGAAUUGGAAGCCUAUCUGAGGGAUGAGUCCGAGUUCAGAGACAAAUUGACUAAAAUUGCUAUCUACAUGAAAUACAGCUUAGAUUUAACAACAACAAUGGCUAUAAAUGGACUACAACCAAUCCUUGACCCAUUUACUCCAGAUAAUAUCACCAAACAGGCACACAUUUUAGUGGAUUGUGGAGAUGACGACAUCUGCAAACCCGAUCUUAAACUCUCCGUGCAAGGGGAUCGAAAGCAGCUGUACAUUGGGGAUGAUAAUCCCUUAACCCUGAUUGUGAACACACAGAAUGAGGGUGAAGGAGCCUAUGAAGCUGAACUAUACAUUGAGUUACCACCACAAGCAGAUUAUGUUGGUGUUGUCCGCAACAAUAAGAGUCUUACCAGAUUGUCCUGCGCUUACAAGACAGAAAAUGAAACUCGAUUGGUAGUUUGUGAUCUUGGAAACCCCAUGAAAGCAGGAGCAAAUCUCUUGGCUGGUCUGCGAUUCAGCGUACACAAGCUACAAGAGGCCGAGGCAGUUGUUACCUUUGACCUGCAAAUUAAAAGUUCCAACAAGCAUGAUGGGAAGAGUCAAAUAGUAUCCUACACAGUUGACAUUACUGUCCUGGCUCAAGUUGAUAUCAGAGGUGUUUCUUAUCCUGAUCAGCUGUUUUUACCCAUUGCAAACUGGAAGGAAGACCCUCAGAAUGAGGAGGAAGUGGGUCCAUUAGUCAUGCACGUCUAUGAGUUACGGAACAAUGGACCAAGUGCCUUUAGCAAAGCCAUAUUGGAUCUGCAAUGGCCCUACAAGUUUAAGGAGAAUUUCUUGUUGUAUGUAAUGGAGCUCAAGUCUGAGGGUCCUAUGACGUGUACUCCAGGCACAAUUAUCAACCCACUGAAUUUAAAAACUGCAGAAUCGAAGACAAAUCAAUCAUUAUCAGCAACUGCAGUUCCAGAAAUUCGACACCACAGAAAACGCAGAAGUACAAAUGAUUUAGAAGGAAUUCAAGUUCUGGAAUGUGGUAUCGUAGAAUGUAUGAAGAUAACCUGCCAGAUUGGUAAACUGGAAAGAGGCAAGAGUGUUGUUCUGCACAUCAGGUCACGAUUGUGGGCUGAAACAUUCAUGCAGAAAGAGAAUCAGUCAUAUUCCUUGAAUGCUUCUGCAACGUACGAUGUUAUAGAAAUGCCGUAUAAAAAUCUCUCUGCUGAACUUCCUUCUGGAUUUAUUAUGGUCACCACCUUAGUGACUUGGGACAAACCUACACCUCCUCACCAGGUGCCAUUCUGGGUCAUUAUAUUGGCACUCCUAGCUGGCCUUCUGCUUUUAGGUCUCCUGGUGUUUGUCAUGUAUAAGCUUGGUUUUUUCAAACGUGUUCGUCCACCACGUGAAGAUUCCAUUGAACGGCAACAACUUCAGCCCCAGGAGGUGAACGGAGAUGGGGCUGUUGAAACCUAAGCAGGGUCUGAUAUUAAAUAAACUGACCAAGCAAACAACACUAAAGCCUGGACUUGAAGUGAACAACCUAACUAACGUGGUAUGAAAUGAACUGCCAAAAAUGCAGUCUGCACUAGCAUCUUUAUUUGUAUUGACGUGGUUGUAGGUACAAUUAUUGAGCAAGAGCAAUAUAAAUUGAGCUUUGCUGGUUCCUACUGAUGUGGUUCAUGUAUUUCACUGCACUGAUUAGCACUUCAAAACAUCUGUAAAAGGCUGCAGGUUUAAAUGGUGAAAUUCUUGCCUGCAGUCACUGAUACAUUGACAGCAACCAGUAUUGUUAAGUUUAACUUUUGCAGUGCAAUAUCACGAUAUGUUAGUAGAUCCUCACUGAAAAGCAAAUUAUUAAGUCAUUUAAGAAUAAGACCUCUUAAAUGUAUUAAUUGCUUACAUUUGUGAUUUAACAUUUUUUUCGUAACAUUACAUGACUGUUGCCAAUAUACUUGGAGAAAUGUUUUUACAAUGAGAAUGUAUAAUAAAAAGAAAAGUUUUGGAAUGUGAAUGAUUGCCCAUAUUGGGUGAAUAGAGAGAGUAAGGUGUCCUGUAGCUAUGCCACAUUUCAUUUUGGUUAAUGGUGGAAAUGAUUGAGCAAAUGUACAAUGCACUACAGUGAACUAUUUUGAUACUAUUUCUUGGUUGCACUCUAUAGCAUAACAUAACCCAGAUUAUCACACACUUGUGUUACUGCAUUGAAAACCUAAAUGCAAUUCACUCCCCCAUCAGAUUAUCACCCAAUAUUGUGUUCAUCCUUUUAUUCCUAUUUGUGCAGACUGACCUAAUCUGAGCUGGCAACCAAGUUGUACUGCAUUUAAAAAAAAAUAAAGUUGCUCUCAUUUGUAGAAAAAGCUGUUUGAUUACAAAUAAUAAACUAUGCAUUUAAUACGAUGACAAUGCCCAAAUAUUCAGAAUUCUUUUUGAUCAGAAAAUCAGGCAGUCUAUUUCCUUGUAGGUUUUAAUUUUUUUUUAAAGGGAAAUUAGUAUUUUGGCACGUAUCUUUUAUGAUUUACAUUUGUUCUUUGGCGUAUUUUUAUGGGGUGAUUGUAUUUCAUGGCUUUUUAAAGGGAAUAAAUGGGUUAUGAAUGUCA
This is a messenger RNA of Amblyraja radiata (thorny skate), 4767 nucleotides long. It is a transcript of the gene itgav, whose product is annotated as integrin, alpha V. The transcript is spliced from 30 exons. The coding region runs from base 533 to 3646 and encodes 1037 amino acids. NCBI's taxonomy places the organism in Eukaryota, Metazoa, Chordata, Chondrichthyes, Rajiformes, Rajidae. Gene Ontology annotation, cellular component: external side of plasma membrane; integrin complex. Gene Ontology annotation, biological process: cell-cell adhesion; cell adhesion mediated by integrin; integrin-mediated signaling pathway. The record is from RefSeq and is a predicted model, not a curated record. Gene Ontology annotation, molecular function: integrin binding.